AUGGAUGAACAGGAAAGACGCCACGAGGAAGAGGUAAAGCAGCGAGAUGCAGCACGCGAGGCAGAGUUAGAGAAGGUUCUCCAAGGAACUAGUGAGGGUGAUAUGAUGCAAUUGUUUCAGUCUCUUUUGAAUGGUGACGAGAAUGGCGGAGAUCCUGAGGCUCUUUUGGAGAAAUUAAAGAGCGAAAUAACAAAUAUAACUUCCAUGAUUGAUAGCUCAUCAGACAUAAGCGAAGAGGAUCGUAGUGCUCUUGCACAGGUUCGACAGAUGUUAGAUUCUCUACCGAAUAUGGAUGAUAUUCAGCAAAAUUCUGCUGAUGGUGCAAAUGGGGAAACCACAGGAAAUAAUGUUGUGAGUGAAGAAGAACUUGCAGAAGCGUUAAAAAAAUUUGUGGAAAGUACAGAACGGGUAAAUUCUAUCGCUAGCUUCGAUAAAGAUAAAGAGUCAAAGCUUCCGGGUGUUUCAGCUUCUCCUAAUGUUUCUACUCCUGCUGCUGAUGGUGCUGCUAAUACCACUAAUUCCUCUUCUACUGAGGCAACAGGAAAUAUCGAUGGAGAUCCAAUGUCAUGUUUGACUGGAAUGUUUCUUGAUGUACUACUUGAUCCACGUCUUUUGGAACCACUGAAAUUAAUGCGUGAGGCCUACCCAUGCUGGUUAAGUAAGAAUGAAAGCUCUACUGAAGCAGGAGAUUUGGAACGGUAUAAGAAACAAUACGAUCUUACAGUUACUAUCUGUGAUAUUCUAGCCGAAGGGCCAAUUGAUCGUAAUGAUGAAGAAAAAGUAACCCGUAUGGUUUCGCUUAUGCAUGAGUUUUCUACACUGGCACCACUACCACCUGGCCUUAAUGAGAUUUCUCUGGAGUCAAUGCAGUAG
Molecule: messenger RNA, 873 nt
Organism: Trypanosoma theileri
Lineage: Eukaryota; Euglenozoa; Kinetoplastea; Trypanosomatida; Trypanosomatidae
Product: peroxin 19
Exons: 1
Coding region: 1-873 (290 amino acids)
Biological process (GO): protein import into peroxisome membrane
Cellular component (GO): peroxisome; peroxisomal membrane
Source: RefSeq, a predicted model, not a curated record